AGAGAAUGAUUUUGGAGAAGUGGUGAGCUCCUUUCUCUUCAGUCGGACGUCUACUGUGGUAGACAAAAGGAAACAGAGGUCUGAUCUCUUCCCAAACCAUUGCAGAUGGAGGCGGAUGCGGACGAGAAGCGCCGUUGCACACGUUCCAAAGUGCCUGUGGAACCAGCGACACAAGAGUUGUUCAGCUGCCCUACACCAGGCUGUGAUGGGAGCGGACAUGUCAGUGGCAAAUAUGCAAGACAUCGGAGUGUGUACGGUUGCCCCCUGGCUAAGAAAAGGAAAAUACUGGACAGACAGACCCUCGAGUCUACACCCAAGAGGAAGAACUUCAUAGCCCACAUGGAGAACUCUACUAUGGAGGAGUGCUACGCGUCCGACGGUAACGAGGACAUGGACGAUAGGGCGGAGCUGGAGGUGGAAGAUGAGGUGGAAGAGGGAGACGUGGCAGAGGAGGAGGAGGAGGAGGAGGAAGAGGAGGGCUACUCUGAGGACAAUGGGGAGCACAUGGAGCCGGAAGACGGGGAGGUGGAGGGGGAAGAGGAUGUGGAACUGGAGCAAGAGGAAGAGGAGGGAGUUAUGGACGGGAUUAAUGAAGGGGAAGUCGAGGAAGAGGAAGAAGAAGAGGUGGAGUAUGAAGAGGAGGACGACGAGCAGAGCCAAGAUCAAGAGGACGAUAAGAUGAGCAAUGGCAGUGAUGAAGGUGACAGCAGAGGUAGUGGCCAUCCCAUAUCUGGGCAGCAGACACUAACAGGGGAGAAGGACGACAACAAUAACGAGGAGUACGAGAACUAUGAUGAACUGGUGGCCAAGUCGCUGCUUAACCUGGGCAAGAUUGCAGAGGACGCUGCCUACCGUGCUAUGACAGAGUCCGAGAUGAACAGCAACUCCUCCAACAGCGCUGCGGAAGAAGAGGAGGACGAGGAGGACGAGGAGGACGAGGAGGACGAGGAAGGCGACGGGAGCGCCUCGCGGAAAGGUGAGCUCACUCUCGACGUGGACAGCGAUGUGGUAAGGGAGACCGUGGACUCGCUCAAACUAUUGGCGCAAGGCCACGGAGCAGUAAUCUCAGACGACCUGGACGGACAAGGUUACGAGGAUGGCACGGCUGAGAACGGCAGAGUUAACGGUAACGACUGUGCCCGUAACGGUGGGAUGGGACAGAACGGGGGUAACGGCAAGGGCUCCGGUUACGGACAGCUCGUCGACGAGAGCGACGAGGAGGUUUGCCUAAGCAGUCUGGAGUGUCUUCGAAACCAGUGCUUUGACCUGGCACGCAAGCUGAGCGAGACGAAGCCCGCAGAUCGCUCCGGGGCUCCCCAGCUGAACCACCUGGGAGGCGGGGAAGGCCAGCAGCAUGGACACCACCAGAGCUUUGGAGACUUCCAGCAGAGCCAUGAGGAAAGGCGCACGCUGGAGAGGAACUACUCGGACAUGGUCAACCUGAUGAAGCUGGAGGAGCAGCUGAGCCCGCGCUCGAAGGCCUUCUCCAGCUGUUCCCACGACGACCGCUACCACAUCCACGACCACGACGAGGACACCACCUCGGUGACGUCCGACCGCUCGGAGGAGGUGUUUGACAUGACCAAGGGCAACCUUUCCCUUCUGGAGAAGGCCAUAGCACUGGAGUCAGAGCGAGCCAAGGCCAUGCGGGACAAGAUGGCCGCCGAGGCGGCGAGAAGAGAUGGGGUGAGGUAUCACCACGAGCAACAUGGGUCACGGCAUGGAUACGGCGAGGAGAGAAAAGCACGGUUUCUCGAUGGUUUGAAGAAGCCCUACUACCACAAAGAUCCUUCACGCUCUGAGAAGAAGGACAGCAGGUGCCCGACGCCAGGCUGUGACGGCACGGGUCAUGUGACGGGCUUGUACCCUCACCACCGCAGUCUCUCCGGGUGCCCUCAUAAAGACAGAGUACCACCUGAAAUUCUUGCUAUGUAUGAGAAUGUUCUUAAGUGUCCUACGCCCGGCUGCACGGGACGCGGCCAUGUCAAUAGCAACAGGAACUCUCAUAGAAGUUUAUCAGGGUGUCCCAUCGCUGCAGCGGAGAAGCUGGUCAAAGCGCAGGAGAAACAUCAGGGUUGUGAUGGCUCCAAGUCCAACCAGGCCUCUGACCGCGUAUUAAGGCCUAUGUGCUUUGUAAAACAGCUGGAGAUCCCACAGUACGGUUACAAGAACAACGUCUCCACCAGUACGCCCCGCUCCAACCUGGCCAAGGAGCUGGAGAAGUACUCCAAGACCAGCUUUGACUACAGCGCCUUUGAAAACCACCACCACAACAACGUCUUCGGCAAACGGGCCAUUGCACCCAAGGUCCAUUGCCGGGACACGUCUCCUAAAGGAUAUGACGCCAAGCGAUACUGCAAGAAUUCCAGCUCUGCUAGCAGCACACCCAGCACCUACGCCCCCAGCAGUAGCAGCAGUAGCCUGAGCUGUGGAGGAGGAGGAGGAGGUGGUGGAGGAGGAGGAGGAGGAGGCAGCAGCGCCAGCAGCACCUGCAGCAAGAGCAGCUUUGACUACACCCACGACAUGGAGGCUGCCCAUAUGGCCGCCACCGCCAUCCUCAACCUGUCCACGCGUUGCCGGGAGAUGCCCCACGGGCUGGGGGGCAAGACCCAGGACCUGUGCUCACGGAACCCGGCCCUAGACGUGGAUGAGAACGGAACGUUGGACCUGAGUAUGAAUAAGCGCCAGGGGGCCGUGGGGUCGGUACUGACCCCUCUAGAACCCAUGUCUCCGCAGAGACAGGCCAUGAUGGGGUCCCGCUGCUACGGCCUAGGGGACACAGACUGCUGGGAUCUGCCUGUGGACUACACCAAGAUCAAGCGCAUCGACGAGGAUGACAAAGAGCCUGAUGACCUGGACCCCUUCCAUGACCUCCUGGAUGAUCGGCAGUACUCCAGUGACGUCACUAUGUCCAGCUCCCAAGUCCAAGUACAUUCACUGCAGGAGAGCAAGAAGGACCUGAUAACUCUCUCCGGCUGUCCUUUAGCUGACAAAAGCAUUAGAAGUAUGAUGGCCACCAAUGCGCAAGAGCUCAAGUGCCCGACACCGGGGUGCGAUGGUUCGGGGCAUAUCACUGGUAAUUACGCCUCACACAGAAGUCUCUCAGGGUGUCCGCGGGCUAGGAAGAGUGGGAUCAAAAUCACACACAGUAAAGAGGACAAGGAAGACCAGGAACCCAUAAGGUGUCCGGUGCCCGGUUGCGAUGGCCAGGGUCAUGUGACGGGGAAGUACGCCUCACACCGCAGUGCAUCUGGCUGCCCCCUGGCAGCCAAGCGACAAAGGGACGGCUAUAUGAACGGGGCCCAGUUCACGUGGAAGGCGGGCAAGACAGACGGCAUGUCCUGCCCCACCCCUGGCUGUGAUGGCUCGGGUCACGUCAGCGGCAGCUUCCUGACACACCGGAGCCUGUCGGGCUGUCCACGUGCCACAUCCGCAAUGAAGAAGGCUCGACUCUCCGGAGCGGAAACGCUCACGAUAAAACAGCGUGCCAGCAAUGGACUAGAAAAUGAAGAGGAGAUAAAACAGCUGGAUGAAGAAAUCAAAGAUUUUAGUGAAUCUAAUUCACACGUGGAAGCUGACAUGAUCAAACUUAGAACACAGAUAACUACAAUGGAGUCGAAUCUGAAGUCAAUAGAGGAUGAAAACAAGAAACCGCUGGUACACAAAGAAGCUCCUAUUAGAAAUAACAGCUGCUUACAGUUGCACCAGAGAGAGCCUAUCAGUGAACAGAACUUGGACGCUUACGUGACCACGCUCACAGACAUGUACACUAACCAGGAGCAGUACCAGAGCCAGGAGAACAAAGCUCUGUUGGAGAACAUCAAACAGGCAGUUCAAGGGAUCCAAGUUUAACUACCCAGCAAAUACUGAAAACCGCUUCUCCAAGAGAGGUGGUAGGUCUCAACAUGUACAGGCAAGGGGAACAUUGUUGGUUGCUGUAACUUCUCAUACAGUGUUAUAGAGUAUAUUGACUUCUGUUAUUUCAAGAAAAAAAGAAAUGUUAUGCUUCGGAACCUUCAUAAUGGUUUUCUUUUGGGUCUUGCUUUGACAAAAAAAAUGAGUAUCCGUCAAAAUAAUUUUUGAGGACAUUCACAUUUUGUACGUUUUCAUAUGAGCUAACAUAGUGUGAUGUAAUGGUUCUAGCUGCUCAUGUAUGCACAUUUUUCGUGUAUAUUUCUGAACAGUAAACUACAAAUAUAGGUAUUUUGUUCUUUUUAUUGCUUGAUGAUUAAGCAUUUUAGGUGAAAAACUGACCUGGACAAUGAAAAAAACCCUGGGAGGUGCAAGUUUGUAGCUGUUUUUCAAUUAUCUUGUUUCCUUUGUAGAUAAUUUUUGAACUUGAUGAUUUUGUAUGUUUUUUUGUUUGUUCUUGUGCCAAGAUUGUUCAAUAGCAAGACUUGGUCACCAGUUGCUUUAUUUUUCAACAACCUUGAGGAAAUGUAUUUUUCUUUCGAAAGCGGUUUAUUAGCCACAGGUGGGGGCAUUUUGUGAUUGGUAUUGAAAUUGAGUUUGAAAAGAAACUGACCUGACGUAUGUAUAAAUGUUACAGUUUUAUUAUAAACAUCUUGACACGGAAACCCAAUGGUGUGAAUCCCCUUACCAAGGAGGGACAAUGUGCUCCUUAAGAAACACAAUUGACCAAUGUGUUCAUAGAGACUCUUUGUCAGUCUGUAAGUAACAUGGUGUUCAAUGGCUAUUUAUUGUGGAUACACCAUUGCAGCUUCUGUUACAAAGUUCAAAAGUUCUAAGUUCUGAUUAAUUAAUAAAAUGGAUUACUGUCUUAGCAAUCUAUCUCUAAAACAAAUGUUUAUAGAUAAGGGAUACAAUCAACAAGAAAAAGAAAGCGUUUUAUGCAAUUUCUUGAUUAUGAACAAAGUGCAGUAAAAAAAAUAAUCUUUUGUAAAAUCUACAUUUUUUUAUAAAUCUGUUAAUAGAAAACAAAUUCUUUAAUAAAGUAGUGAACAAACAUGGGACUUGGAGUUAUAGAGGUGAAAUAUAGUAUAUGAGUUCCAAUUUCUUUACAUACAAUUUUGCACUGGGACACCUUGUUUCCAUGUUUUGAUGUUUCUACAGAAACUAAAGCAGUACCUGAGAGCCUAAAUGGAGGAUUACCAGAAAACAUUUGUAAAGAGUAUUUAUAGAAUAUGAGAGCGGGACUUACAGGGUCAUUGUCCCCCACUUAUGUGCCACUAGACUAUUUGCACUUGUCCGAGAGAUAUUAACCUAACAUGCGGCAGCGUGCAAUUUCCGGGUGUCCCCCAUGACACAAGUUUGGAAUAAAUAACUGCUAGAAGCCACUGUAGGGGAUGAAAGUACCACUGAAGGACAACUACAGGGACUUGAAUUGAACUCUGCCGCAUACUGUAUUAGCAAGUGUAAAACUAUGUUGUUCUUUCAUUUUGGGCAUGUUGUAUGAAGAUGAACCAAUCCCCAAGCAGCACUUUAUAUCUAAUCACUGUACAAAUGAUUAAAUAGUCAAUCAAUGAAAAGGUAAAAGGCGCAGAAAAUAACAGGAUCAGUUUCCCUGGAGGUUGGGAAUCCCUGGAAGGGGUGCGUUCAGUGUCAACUCUGUAACUGUACGUACUGUACCUACCCAUUCUGUUGUGCUAGUUGUUAGCGACCAUGUUCAGAAUUUGCCUUUUUGAGAACAAAUAUGAGAGAUAAUGCAAAAGAUUAUUUUCAUUUAUCCAAUAUCUCAUGAAGUCCUCUUUUAGGACUCCCCAUCCUUCAUGGCCGCGUUUUAUGCCUCUUCCCCACAGCAUCGUGUCUGCAGCUUUUUGCCAAUAUAGUGAUGCUUUCAGUAGAGUUAAUAGCUAGUAUAAGUUUUGAAUUGAUUUUCAUUAUUGGUACAAUGGAAAGGGAUUUUUAAAGCACAAACCUGCGUAUAUCGUCGAUACCCUACAUAAUAUCCAGUUUUGGGAAAAAAAGUUAUCUGUGACUAUCUACAUAGGGAACGCAAAAGGUGUCACAUAUUAGAAUGCUGACUUUUCAUAUAAAUUGUGGAUUCAUCAGAGUUAAUUUAUUACUUAUUCAUUUGAAGUUGAUUUAGGUAAUCAUUAACAAAGACGGGAUUUUGUAUAAAAUAUUGUGGUCUGUGGAACUGAAGUUUGAUUUAUUUUUGUACGACACAGCAUGGAUUUGUUGACAUUUUAAUUUUGCUAUAAAUGUGUAAGAUCACAAGUUGCUGUGAUAUUUCAUUUUUAAAUUGUGAACUUUGUACAAUUUUUGUCAUGGAUGUUGACACAUCUUACUCUGAAUAAAGAAAAAUUGUGUUGCCACAGG
Molecule: messenger RNA, 6282 nt
Organism: Osmerus eperlanus (European smelt)
Lineage: Eukaryota; Metazoa; Chordata; Actinopteri; Osmeriformes; Osmeridae
Gene: myt1lb
Product: myelin transcription factor 1-like, b
Exons: 22
Coding region: 106-3852 (1248 amino acids)
Biological process (GO): regulation of transcription by RNA polymerase II
Cellular component (GO): nucleus
Molecular function (GO): zinc ion binding; RNA polymerase II cis-regulatory region sequence-specific DNA binding; DNA-binding transcription factor activity, RNA polymerase II-specific
Source: RefSeq, a predicted model, not a curated record